Molecule: messenger RNA, 1329 nt
Organism: Dendronephthya gigantea
Lineage: Eukaryota; Metazoa; Cnidaria; Anthozoa; Malacalcyonacea; Nephtheidae
Exons: 4
Coding region: 1-1074 (357 amino acids)
Source: RefSeq, a predicted model, not a curated record
AUGUUGUUUACGGACGAAGGGCGGCAAACUUGGUACAAUGUGAAAUAUGUGAGGAAAGGCCGGAUUAAACUGUCACUUUUGACGCGAAACGGGCUAUUGAUAUACAUUUACUGUGAUCCAAAUGAACACAAAGUUGGCGAUGAAGUGUACGUACUUAGAGCGAUUUGUCCAAAAGGCUAUUUUGGAAAUGUUGGGAAUGGCGGCGUAGCUGAAUGUCUCCUUUGUCCUGAGAAUACUUUCCAACCAUUAGCUGGACAAUUCGAGUGUUUGCCCUGUCCAACGGCAACCUUCACAGAAGGCCGUGGGAAAAUUGAUCGGAGUGAUUGCAAAUCAGUUACAAAACCUACUAGAACAAAUGAAGAGAAAUCCACUGCAUUCCAAGAAACCAACACGCUCUCAAAAAAACAACAUUACGUUGUUACAGAGCCUGCGGAAAUUAGGAAAGAGGACGAUGACGAAGGACUAGGUCACGUCGUAACUAUUGGAAUUACUUUUGGUUGUAUCGCAGGUUUAACGCUCCUUUUCGUACUUCUUCUGCUGUGGUAUCGAAGAGAAAAAUCCCUAAAAAAAGGUCAGAAUAACAGGGAUGAUUCAUGUAAAAAUGGAUGUUCAGACAAUGGUAAAAUUGAUGGCGAAGAGGAAUUGAGAACAUUUAAUAAUUUUGGCUAUGCACACGAUUCAGACAUUAACACCUUGAAGUCAGGUUCCGAGGUGGAUAACGAUGUAUCUGGGGUUACUCGAAAACCAAAGAGUGAAGAAAAAGUAAGAGGCUUCAAAUUUAAAUUACCAUUCACGAAGAGAGAGUACAAAGUACACCAAACCAGUAAGAAAAACGCGCAUGUGAACUACAGCAAGAAUAGAGAUUCAACUCCAAGUCAAUCCGGUAUAGAGGAGCAUUACGACACCUUUAAAAUGGCAGAGAGCGGUACAACAGGAGAUAUUUACUCAAAGAAGGCUGAAGGCAAUUUAGAUGAUGAAAAGGAAAAGCCAAGCAAUGAGCUACAAAUGAUCCCCAUUGCGAUUGAAAAUGAGCUGUAUGGUACGAAAGGUGAAUGCUUUAUAGACUCGAUAUAGUUCGUUCUAGAUAAGGAGCGAUAUGAUUAUCACGAGGUGCUGAACGUAAUUGGUUAUAUGAUUAAAGAGACAAAUAAUUUAGUGAAAAAAGGAAUUGGGUGUAUCAAUCUGUAGUAAUAAUUAAGUAAUGUUUAGUCUGGUUUAAAUUAAAAUGCCUGAACUGUCUGGUUCCAUAUCAAUUGUCAUUACGUCAUUGCUAAUGCCCUCUGCGGUGUGACCUACUUUACUCACUAAUUUGGGAUUUGUGUUUUACAA